Messenger RNA from Cuscuta europaea, 1949 nucleotides. Lineage: Eukaryota; Viridiplantae; Streptophyta; Magnoliopsida; Solanales; Convolvulaceae. The record is from the annotation of a GenBank genome assembly.
AACGGGUCUCGUUGCAGACAAGACGCCGCAGAAAAGACAAUCCUUUUGGGCUUUCGACACAGAUUUCAGCUACAUGUGUACUUCUAAACAAUCUCAUCAACUUCAUCAUCACAUGUGAUUGAAUUUCAUCGAAUUUCUGUACCCGAAUAGCUGCUUUUGUUUCUGAGCAGAGUGAGGGAGAUUUGGGGAAAUGGUAGUUCAUGGGAAGCGUCGGCAGAGGUGUGUGAGCAAGGAGAGUUUGCUGGGUUUGAAAUUAGGGCUCUCUGUUCUGUUGGCGGUGAGUUUUGUUUAUAUGACAGCACUCUUUUCUGGAACCAUUAGCCGGAUUGUUGAGAGCGGAUCCCACUUUCUCGAUGACGCUCUGGCAUCAACGCGGCCACUUCGUCUCCUUUUACCUCAAGCUGUUGAUCUGGAUUUCACUCAAGGGAAUGCACAGGUGUGUGACCUUUUUACAGGACAUUGGAUUCAUAAUCCAGAUGGUCCGUACUACACAAACGAGACAUGCAAUUUCAUUGAGCUCCAUCAAAAUUGUAUGAAGAACGGUCGACCAGAUACUGACUAUCUUUACUGGAGAUGGAAGCCGCGUGAUUGUGGCCUACCCCGGUUUAACGCAAAGAAGUUUCUUGAGCUAAUGAGGGGUAAAACUUGGGCACUGAUUGGCGAUUCAAUUUCCAGGAACCAUGUUCAAUCGAUUCUUUGCAUGCUUUCAAAGGCGAGGCAGCCAGCUAUGGGAGUUAUCUUUUACUGUCUGGACACCUAGUUUCCGCCAAGUCAUGGCCUAGACCAGCUAUGGUUUGCGGUCCUAACAACAUCGGACCAUUUUGUGUAAACCCCAGUACUAAAAUGAAGCAUUUUUUAGGUGGAGCAACCUGUUGAGGUGUACCAUGAUGAGGAAUUCAAAUCCAGAAGAUGGUUCUUCUCCGCGUCCAACUUCACAAUUUCUGUCAUUUGGUCCCCUUUUUUAGCAGAAGCAGACAUAUUUGAGGACAUAGAUGGGGUUUCCACAUCUGAGGCCGAGCUUCAUCUCGACAGGCUUGACAAGAAGUGGAGCCAACAUUUCCAUAGUUUUGACUAUGUGAUAUUAUCAAGUGGAAAAUGGUAUGCCAAGUCAACAGUCUAUUUUAAGGGCAAAACAUUAUUGGGUUGCCACAACUGCCCCAAACGGAACUUAAAACAGCUUGGAUUCGAGUUCGCGUACAGAGAAGUUCUAAGAAAUGUUUUCGGCUUCCUCUUGUCAUCUUCAAAAAAGCAGCACAAAGGCAUGAUUUUCUUUAGGACUUCCACAUCAGAUCAUUUCGAGAAUGGUGAGUGGCAUACUGGAGGGAACUGCAAACGAACCGAACCGGCCAAGGAAGGCGAGCUUGAGCGAAGUGAGAUCAACAAAAUUCUCCGCCGUGUGGAGUUACAAGAGUUUGAGAAAGCUGUGGGUGAUGGCAGUGAGAAGGGAGUGAAGCUCAAACUUUUUGAUGUGAGCCCGCUUUCGUUGCUUAGGCGUGAUGGCCACCCUGGGCCAUACAGAUUCUUCCAACCAUUUGCAGGAGGCAAGAGUGGGCCUGGUAUUAAUGAUUGUCUUCAUUGGUGUUUGCCAGGACCAAUAGAUUCAUGGAACGAUUUGAUGAUGGAGAUGGUUCUCCGUGGCCGGGGCGCUGAUGGACUUGUUGACUUUUAGUGUAUUACAUUUUGACCCCUUUCACGAAUGGUUUUGCGUUCUAAUAGCUGAAAUUAGCCCAUCUGGCCAUCCCACGCCAUGCUUGACAGACUGAGGUGCAUCUUAUAGAAUUUUGAAACACUUGUUACAUAUAAUUAAUCACACUUAUUUAUUCUUUUAUAGAUAGUUCUUUUCUCAUGAUUCAUACGUUCGUUUGUGUACUGUCUCGCCCUUGAACUACUCUGAUAUUCUGAUUCUGAGAAAUAACAUUAAAACGCAUUUUGGUUUGCUGAAACAUGAC